Corylus avellana is the source of this 775-nucleotide messenger RNA. RefSeq lists its product as uncharacterized. Gene Ontology annotation, biological process: mitochondrion organization. Gene Ontology annotation, cellular component: nucleus; mitochondrion. The record is from RefSeq and is a predicted model, not a curated record. NCBI's taxonomy places the organism in Eukaryota, Viridiplantae, Streptophyta, Magnoliopsida, Fagales, Betulaceae.
AGAAGCUGCCCCGUUGCCCAAGCUAACUCUUCCCACGCAACAGCAAUAUAAAGAGUCCUCCCUUCCGAACCUUCGCAAUAGCUCGCAUAUUGUCGUCGUCUUCUUCACAGCAAACUUACGCGCUCUUAACUUUCUCUUACACAAUGCCUCGCCGAAGCUCCGGAGGAAGACCAGCUUCCCGCCCUGCUACCCGUGCACCAGCACACAAUCCUCCUGCGCCAGCUUCUCCUGCUCCUCCUCCAGCACCUGUAAAAGGUGGAAAUGGAUCCAUAAUGGGAGGACUUGGUGCCACCAUUGCAGAUGGCAUGGCCUGGGGUACCGGCACUGCUAUGGCUCACAGGGCUGUGGAUGCUCUGAUGGGUCCUCGUGUGAUCCACCAUGAAACUGUUGCUUCAUCAGCUCCUGCUGCUGCACCAGUGCCAAACACGACUGUUCAUGGAGGUUCUGAUGCUUGUGUUGGUCAAUCCAAGGCCUUAAGUGAUUGCCUGACCAAUUAUGGCAGUGACAUAAGCAAGUGCCAGUUCUACAUGGACAUGUUACAAGAAUGCCGUCGAAGCUCGGGGACUGCCUUGAACGCUUGAAAUCAAUAACGGCGAAAUCUAAUAUGUGCCUUCAUUUUUCCUCCCUCACAAAUAGGUGUCAUGUUAUUUUGUAUGUUCUUCUAAUUGGUUGGGCCUGAAUGUUCUCAGGUGGAACUUACCAUGUGAUGUUCGGGAAGAUAAUGGCCCUUUAUAUACACAUUACUUGUAAUAAUAUCUUUCCUGGAUUUUAUGCA